AUGUCUGCUACAGCUCUUCGUUUGCGCGCCCAAUGGCUGGCGACACGACGUCCCCUGUCGCCACGAUGCCUUAUCGUCAAGCAGCCAGCUGCACGACUCCCGGCUCUCGCACGUGCUAAGCAUACUACCACUCGAGGAUUCUACUCGAGCUCUUCCGCCGACUCGGAGUCAGGUAAACCACAGACUCAAAUCGACAAUGCCUCGCUCUUCGCUCCUCUCGACACGUUCGCCCGCCGCCACAUUGGCCCGACCGCCGAAUCCACCGAGGAGAUGCUCAAAGUGCUCGAUCCGCCGGCAAGCAGCUUGGACGAGUUCGUGUCCCAGGUCCUGCCAAGCACGAUUCUGUCGAAGAAAGAUUUGAAGGUGGAGGGACCUAUCCCAGAAUCGGGAUCUGUGCCCAGCGAGUCGGGCGGAUACUCGGAGAGCCAACUUCUUACGCGGCUGCGACAGAUUGCUAGUGAGAACAAGGUCUACAAGAGUUAUAUCGGGUGCGGAUAUGCAGGCACCAGAGUUCCAGAGGUGAUCAAGCGCAAUAUUUUGGAGAACCCGGCAUGGUACACCAGCUACACUCCAUAUCAGCCUGAGAUCAGUCAAGGCCGACUGGAGUCUUUGCUCAACUACCAGACGAUGGUAUGCGACCUGACUGGUCUUGCCAUUUCCAAUGCCUCCGUUUUGGACGAGGCUACUGCAGCGGCUGAGGCCAUGACUCUGUCGAUGAACGCAAUGCCAGCGACUCGCCUGAAGCGACCGAACAAGACAUACUUUGUGUCCCACCUUUGCCAUCCGCAGACGCUUGCUGUGUUGGAGAGCCGUGCUCAUGGUUUUGGUAUCAAAAUUGAGGUCGGCGAUGUCCUCGCCAACAACAGCAGCCGUGUUGAAGAGCUCGGAGAGGAUCUGAUUGGUGUCCUCGCACAGUAUCCCGACACAUUGGGCGGUGUCGAGGACUACCGUGGGCUGGCGGACAAGGUCCACAAGCUCAAGGGCACGUUCGCAGUAGCCACCGACCUCCUUGCUCUGACCCUACUCACUCCUCCGGGUGAGUUUGGUGCAGACGUCGCUUUCGGCAAUGCUCAACGAUUUGGUGUUCCAUUCGGUUUCGGUGGACCUCACGCGGCCUUCUUUGCUGUCAGUGAGAAGCACAAGCGGAAGAUUCCAGGUCGCUUGAUCGGUCUGUCCAAGGAUCGCCUCGGAAACAACGCAGCCCGUCUUGCGCUUCAGACUCGCGAGCAGCAUAUCCGCCGCGAGAAGGCCACUAGCAACAUUUGCACUGCACAGGCUCUGCUCGCCAACAUGAGCGCUAUGUACGCAGUUUACCACGGUCCUGCCGGCUUGAAGAAGAUCGCAGAGAAGGUCGCAAAGAUGGCGCAGGUCCUUGCCAAGGGUCUCGAGAGUGGUGGUCUCGAAGUCCGCCAGCCCGUUGCGUUCGACACGGUUGUCGUCAAGAAGCACGAUGCUCGCGGCUUUGUCACCAAGACUGCUCAGAACUUCAUGACCAACUUCCGCGUAAUCGACGACGAGCACGUCGGCAUUACUGUCGAUGAGACUGUCGGCAAGAAGCAGAUUGAGGAGAUUUUCCGCGCAUUCACCACCGAUGAUGUCGAUGUUGACCAACUCGCUCAGAGCGUGACCGCGACUGGGGGUGUUCCAAAGUCGCUCGUACGCACUUCCGAAUACUUGACCCACCCAGUCUUCAACUCCUAUCACUCCGAGACUGAGAUUCUCCGCUACAUGUACCACCUGCAGUCCAAGGAUCUGUCUCUUGUCCACUCGAUGAUUCCGCUCGGCUCCUGCACGAUGAAGCUCAAUGCUACGACUGAAAUGGUGCCAAUCUCCUGGCCAGAAUUCGCCAACAUUCAUCCUUUCGCUCCCAGCGACCAGACCAAGGGUUACGCCAAGAUGAUUGGAGAGUUGGAAGCGGACCUUUCAGAAAUUACUGGCUUCCACUCCGUCUCUCUCCAGCCCAACUCGGGCGCUCAAGGAGAGUUUGCGGGUCUUCGUGUCAUCCGCAAGUACCAAGAAGACCAACCUGGCAAGAAGCGUGAUAUCUGCCUUAUCCCGGUCUCAGCCCACGGUACCAACCCCGCCUCUGCGGCGAUGGCUGGUAUGCGUGUCGUGACCAUCAAGUGUGACCCCGGUACUGGUAACUUGGACAUGGUCGAUCUGAAGGCCAAGUGCGAGAAGUACAGCGAGGAACUCGGUGCUAUCAUGAUCACAUACCCAUCCACCUUCGGCGUAUUCGAGCCCCAGGUCAAGGAGGCUUGUGACAUUGUUCACAAGCACGGCGGACAAGUCUACAUGGACGGCGCCAACAUGAACGCCCAGAUCGGUCUCUGCUCGCCAGGUGAGAUUGGCGCGGAUGUCUGCCACUUGAAUCUCCACAAGACUUUCUGCAUUCCUCACGGUGGUGGUGGCCCUGGCGUUGGUCCAAUCGGCGUAGCAAAGCAUCUUUCUCCAUACCUCCCCGGCCACCCUCUCGUUGCGAAUGUUGGCGGCGAGAAGGCGAUCGCUCCAAUUUCUGGUGCACCUUGGGGUUCUGCCAGCAUUCUCCCCAUCAGCUGGGCCUACAUCAAGAUGAUGGGCGCCCGCGGUCUCACACACGCCACAAAAAUCACCCUCCUCAACGCCAACUACAUUCAGUCCCGCCUGAAGCCCCACUACCCGAUCCUCUACACCAACGAUAAUGGCCGCUGCGCACACGAGUUCAUCCUCGACACCCGCAAGUUCAAGGAGACGGCCGGCAUCGAAGUCAUCGACAUCGCCAAGCGUCUGCAAGACUACGGCUUCCACUCCCCUACCAUGUCUUGGCCCGUCGCCAAUACUCUAAUGAUCGAACCCACCGAGUCCGAGUCGAAGAACGAACUCGACCGCUUUUGCGACGCGCUCAUCUCGAUUCGCGAGGAGAUUGCGGAGAUCGAGCAGGGCAAGCAGCCGAGGGAUGGCAAUGUUUUGAAGAUGGCGCCGCACAGCAUGAAGGAUUUGAUCCUGAGCAAGUGGGAUCGUCCGUAUACCAGGGAGAAUGCCGCGUACCCGCUGGAUCACCUGAAGGAGAAGAAGUUUUGGCCGACGGUGACGAGGCUGGAUGAUGCGUAUGGUGAUAUGAACUUGUUCUGCAGCUGUGCACCAGUCGAGUCUCUCGAGCAAGUCGAAGGGCUGACAGGCGCUGCUGCUCCCAUGCCUACGUGA
This is a messenger RNA of Zymoseptoria tritici IPO323, 3183 nucleotides long. RefSeq names its product glycine dehydrogenase [decarboxylating], mitochondrial. The transcript is spliced from 2 exons. Gene Ontology annotation, molecular function: glycine binding; pyridoxal phosphate binding; glycine dehydrogenase (decarboxylating) activity. Gene Ontology annotation, cellular component: glycine cleavage complex; mitochondrion. NCBI's taxonomy places the organism in Eukaryota, Fungi, Ascomycota, Dothideomycetes, Mycosphaerellales, Mycosphaerellaceae. Gene Ontology annotation, biological process: glycine decarboxylation via glycine cleavage system. The record is from RefSeq and is a predicted model, not a curated record. The coding region runs from base 1 to 3183 and encodes 1060 amino acids.